This is a messenger RNA of Canariomyces notabilis, 1165 nucleotides long. RefSeq lists its product as uncharacterized. The annotation marks the transcript as partial. The transcript has a single exon. Lineage: Eukaryota; Fungi; Ascomycota; Sordariomycetes; Sordariales; Chaetomiaceae. The record is from RefSeq and is a predicted model, not a curated record.
GCGUAGUUGACAGUUGCCCCUGAGCCCUUGAGCCCCUGACUUGAUCCCGUCCAUCCAGUCAACAAACCGCACGCACCACCACCACAUACACCAAGAUGACUCGCAUCCUCUUCACUCUCCUCGCCGCGGCCGCCGCCAUUCAGCAGGCAAUUGCCAUACCCCUCGCCCAGGGCGAUGGCGGCGAGGUUGCUCCUCCCACGGCCACCCGCACCCGCGGACCUCGCCCAACCGGCACUUGGGGGCCUCCUACCGGCACCGGCGGGGGCGCUCCCCGUCCCACCGGCUCGCGCCGCCCACACCCGACGGGCGGCAAGGGCGAGGGAACUCGUGCCCCCAGACCCACGGGAGGUGCUGGCGGUGGUGGCACCCGUCCCCCUCGGCCGACCCAGACGAGGGAGCCCCCAAUGGCUCCGAGACAAGCUGAGGAGCCGGAGGAGCCUACCCGUGCUCCUCGACCAACUGGAGGCCCGGGCGGCGGUGGCACCCGUGCUCCGAGGCCCACGGGCGGCCCCGGUGGUGGUGGUACCCGUGCUCCUCGACCCACCGGAGGCCCUGGUGGUGGUGGUACACGUGCUCCGCGACCUACAGGGGGUGCCGGCGGCGGUACCCGUGCUCCCCGACCUACCGGAGGCCCUAGCGGUGGUGGCACCCGUGCUCCGAGGCCGACUCCCACGUUCACCCGGGGCCCUGAGCCGACUGAUGACUAAAUGAGUCGACCAAACCGGCUUCCGGUCCACUUCCAUACGCCCGACCGACAGCAAUGUCUCUGAGUUAUGAACUUGACCUCGACUCGGACCAGGCCGGCGGACAGAUGGGGAUUUGGCAAGAAACUUAAAGAAUAAAAGGAAUGGAAGCUGGAUUUGUUGGCUGGAAAAUCAGUGAUUCGUUUCGCGCCUCGUACAUUGAACUGGAUUCGUUUCACUUUCACCGGGCCCUGCCCUGACUGGACGAUAUUUGUUGUUGACUUGUUGGCUGAUCUUUUGGUGCGCACUUCUGUUCAUGGUAGUCCCAAUAGGGAAAAGAAAAAGAGAAAAAUAUAACACAGGCCUGUCUUCUUUUAUGUCCCUAGCUCAGAGCUGGACUGGAGAAAGGGGGCUGUUGGUGGUGAGAGACUUCUAUUCGUGUCACUGUUGUUUGUCCGGUGCGCAGGCGAGCCGAGUCCGAA